This is a messenger RNA of Colletotrichum destructivum, 807 nucleotides long. RefSeq lists its product as uncharacterized. Bases 1 to 807 code for a protein of 268 amino acids. NCBI's taxonomy places the organism in Eukaryota, Fungi, Ascomycota, Sordariomycetes, Glomerellales, Glomerellaceae. The transcript is spliced from 2 exons. The record is from RefSeq and is a predicted model, not a curated record.
AUGCUGAGGGCGCUAGGCUGGAUCGUUGUUCCCAGCGGUCGGCCCAACACGCGGAACACCGAGGUGUCGUUGCAGUCGCCAUCCGUCUUGUUGGACCUGGCAAGGGCACUAAAGGCGGCGGUGAGAAGGCCGGAGGAGUUCAUCGGCCUGGUCUUUGGCUCUGGUAACGCAAGCUGGGUCAAGCGGUGUGCAAGCAUCAUCAAGGACAGCCCGAGCUUCGGCUACGUCACCCUCGGUCCCCAGUCGCAGUGCCAGGUCCUCCGUCAUCAGCGGCAGCGCCACCUCUUGAACCAGCCUGCUAAGGCCCUUGACAGCAUCCACGCCAACAUCGGCGACCCUGCGGUUCACAACCAAGACGCUCCCAAUCGCAGGGUCGUUCCAGGAAGACCUCAGCCCGGCCAACUUCCCCUCUUUGACGCCAAGCCGGAGGAGGAGGUUGCGCGCCUCGGGGUUACUACGGUCGUCUGCCAACCCCGCCGCCGUCGAAGCACCCUCGCGCCGGUACGCACCUGCCACCCAGUCUCUGCCAAGCACAUCGGCGGUAUCAAGCGGGUCGUCACCCUCCAGAUUAAACAACGGGUGCAUCCCAGGGACGGCAACCGGGACAAAAGUAGCCUCACGGCGGGCGAGGCGGUCGCCGACGCAGUUCACCCGAACCCCCAUCACCUUGCCGGACCGCUCCUCCAUCACCCACUGGGCGAGGUGGGUGCGCGAGCCCACCCCGUCGAUCAUGGAGCCUUGGCCUUCCAAGUAGUGGCCCAGGAAGUCAAUGGCGUCUCGGUACACCGUGAGAUCGACGUCCCGUAG